Molecule: messenger RNA, 864 nt
Organism: Knipowitschia caucasica
Lineage: Eukaryota; Metazoa; Chordata; Actinopteri; Gobiiformes; Gobiidae
Source: the annotation of a GenBank genome assembly
AUGAAGUGUGGUGUGAGUGCAGGAGUGCCGGAGAAGGAGCGAGAAGUUCUGCAGAAGCUGAAGGAGCUGGUGGACAAACAGAGGGACGAGCUGCGGUCCACAGAACACGAACUCUCUCUGAGGAACGACGACGUGGAGGCGCUCCAGCUGCAGCAGAAGCGUGUGAUGAAAAUGAACCAGGAGCUGCGACACCGGCUCAGUGUGGUGGAGGCCCAGGGGAAGGCUCUGGUGCAGGGCAAGGCCGAGAUGGAGGCUGUGGCCCAGGCACGGACGCAGGAGCUGGGGCAGCUGCGGCGGGAGGUGUCCCGGCUGCAGAGAGAGCUGCAGGAUCUGGAGACACACGUGAGCUCGGAGACUGCGGCCUUCGCUGGUUCAGACCCCACAGUGAAGACGCCCUCGUCGGUCUGGGUGGAGUGUGCGGGAGAUCCACAGUUUUUGGCCAACUGCUUUGAACAAGAGCCCAAAGCGGACUGCGAAGAGACGCAACCAAACCUUUUGACAUGGGAUCUCUCAUCUGUGGGAAACGACACAGACAGUGAUGGGUCCGAGUCAGAGGCCCCACACUUCACCCUCCAGGAGCUGAGGGACGUCCUGUAUGAGAAGAACCAGCUCAAGGCCCAGGUGUUUGUGCUGCAGGAGGAGCUGGCCUACUACAAACAGGAGAGUGACGAGGACUACAGUGAGAGUGUGUGUGGUCCAUACGAGGAUAACACAGACUCUGCUGCUGCUGCUGCUGAGGAGGAGGAGCCCGAGUCCGGCAUACGCAAACUGAUCUUCACGGCCAUCAUGCCCAUGGUGGCAGCUGGUCUGAUCUCUGAUGACCCCACCCUGAUGCCCAUAAGAAGACUGGUUUCCAUCAGCUAA